Papilio polytes (common Mormon) is the source of this 3762-nucleotide messenger RNA. RefSeq lists its product as uncharacterized. Bases 1 to 3261 code for a protein of 1086 amino acids. Lineage: Eukaryota; Metazoa; Arthropoda; Insecta; Lepidoptera; Papilionidae. The record is from RefSeq and is a predicted model, not a curated record. The transcript has 5 exons.
AUGCAGUCGAAAGAUGCAAGGCCUAUUGAUAUUAAAUCUAGAAUUAUUAUCAAACAACAAGCUACAAACAGUCUGCAAUUGGAUGGUGCUAAUAGACUGCAAAGUUAUGAAGUGGUCAAACGACUCGUUGGUGGACACAUGAAGAUAAAACACGACAAAGAAUACGGCGCCUCAAAAAACUAUAUCGGAUACGAGGGCAAGACUGAAAGUGGAAAAUUCGCAGGUGUGUAUGUGGCCGAUCCGUCGGGCGGCACUGUAGGAUGGAACCAGGGCAUCUGGGACGACGGCAUGCUCAUGUCCAGCGCUGGCGAAGGCAAAGAAGCCGGAAAAGUGAAAGAGGACGAUGAAGAAAAGAAAACGUUAUCGGAUCAGGUGGCUGAGGGGAAAUAUGGACUGAUUCAAAAUGAGAUAUUUGCUAAAGCCCCGAAACGACCGGGUAUCGUUAGCUAUGAACCAGAUACUGAAACUAGAACGAAAGAUAACCUCCAAAGUCUCGGUGGGCUCAAAAAGGAUGAGAUUUGGCUCGCAGAAGACCACCUUUUAGUUCUCAAAGGGGGAUCGUUCCCGGAGCGCACGAAGGAUACGGGAGUAAAACCUUGGCCACCUAUCGAUAGCUACGAAGCCCCGAGAAGGCAAGUAAAGCUCCCUCAGAAACCCAAAGUACCUCCGCCCUUUCCGGUACGCCUCUCCGACGACGGACCGCUCGUCUUCCUUACUCCUAACGGUAGCGUCCCCGCGUCCCUUUUCCCUCCCUUCCCUACGGGAGAAGGCGAUGGCCCUCUACCACCACCGCCAUUCCUCUUCACAGCGGGAGCGCCAUAUCCCUCGGGUGAAAAUCAGAGAAACUCUACUGCCGGGCAAGCGCCGUUGCCAAUUCCUCCGUUCCCAUUCCUACCUGGGAAUGCGAGCGAAGGACCAUACCCCUUCCCCCCAUCCAUGAACGGCUCUUUUCCAGAAGGCUUUCCUCCGGGCGCGGCGUUUCUACCACCACCGAGCAACCAAACAGACCUAUACGACGAAGACGACCCUUCGAUCUAUUAUCCGCCGCCUUACAAUUUUUCCUACCAUUCCGAGUAUAACAACAGUGUACCUGCGGGACCACUUGUGCCUGGAAUAAUCUUACCGCCGCCUCCGGACUUCUUCGCCCCACUUGAUGAAACCACUACAACAGAAGUAGUGUACACUAAAAGACCCGCUACAACUUCCACUCACUCGAGGCCAAAAUAUCAUAGAAAACAACCAACCACGCCGUCUGUUGUGUAUCGACGCAAAUACAAAACAAGACCAACGACAACAACUGAAUCUACCAGAACAACUGAGGUUCCGACCACGUUCACAACUGUCCCGCCAACUGAAGUAAUGACAACACUUAAAGAGAGGACGCCACAGCGUGUUGUAACACCGCCGCCUAGAAACCCAAUUAGAAUACAAAACUUACCGGAUGAAGUAACUUACAGACCAAAGACAGAGAAGCCGGUGUACAAGACAAGAACAAAGCUUACUUCAAAACCACUGUCUGUAUCUGUAUUAUAUGAUUAUCCAGAACAGAUUUAUAAUACAAAACCCCCGGCGUCUUCAGAAAACCCCUAUAUUAUUUAUAGGUUACCAGAAAAAACACCAAAUUCUAUCCAAGACGAUAUAGUAACGUCUACUCAGGUUCCGCUCAGAGCUUACUAUUCUGACGAUCAAAACGAUGGCAUACCAGCGACAAAACUGCAACCUGUGUACAGACGUAAACCGAGCCAGAACGCCGUGGCUUCUUUCUACUUUUAUGAUGAGCAACCCAAAACUUCGCCAGCUCCUGAAACUUACUUUGAUGGUAGAAAUUACUACAAAACUGUACCAUCUAAUCCAGCUCGACAGCCCCAACAUCAGAGCGUUACCACUCAGAACGGCUACAGUCCAGUAGUCGACGUUUCUUAUGGCGCCAUCGAUGAUUCCGACGGACUAUUUCUAUGGCCACAGAAACAAGGUCCCAGAAUUCUAACUCAGGAGUACUUUAGUGUGCAGAAACCUCGCCCACAACCCGUCUACGUGCAGCAACCGAAACAGAAUCCGAGCACUUUCUACCAAGAAAUUGCAGAUAUUCGACAAACGAUCGACUUGUUUACUACCAAGAGACCUAAAGCACAAGCACAACGCAAUAUAAACAAACAAAAGCAUGGUACUCCGCGACCUGUCUAUCAAUUUAGUUACCAGUCCAACCCGAGACCUGAACAGCUAGCGUUCCGUGCACCAAAACUUGACCCGGAACCUUUCAGACCAAUGGUUAGCUACAGCAAGCCUUUUAACGUCGAAAAUGAAUUCAACGCCAUAACUCCAUCUGUUUCGCCGGUGUACCAUCAGCAGUACCUGGUAGAAAAUGUACCCGUGACGACAGAAACACCGACACCCAGCAGAUACUAUCCGAAAACUAAUCCCACCCAAGAAGUCUACAACGAUGCUCAAAUAAAUAAAGAGGAAAACAAAAAUAGAAAUCAGAUUCCUGUACAGACAGGGAAGCCGACGCCCCUCCAUCAAGUGAAUAGGUACCCCAGUACUACGCCCAAUCCCAUAAGUAACGGCUACUACACGAAGCAAGACGAAACUUACUUUGACGACAUCACAAGGAAUUCCUUUGAUAUUUUUGGACAGAAAGUGGAAGACGGGGCUCAUGAUGUAAACGGCCUAGCGGUAACACCUCCUCUAGAAACCGUGCGCACUCCAGUCAACAACAACAUAAAUUUGCAGUACGACUACGAAAUCGUACAAUCUCCGAGGCCGACUAACCCUCCGUCGUUAGAUGGAGAUAUACUGGUAAACUAUCGUCCACCGAGGCCGCAGAUCAACCCAAACAGUGAGCCGAUUGCAAUCAAUGCGAACGCGCAACUGGUGCAGCCUCCCAAACCCCCAUCGCUACUGGACGACACGCGAGUAAAUGACAAAUAUCCGAGACCCACCAUCAAUCCAGACAGUGAAUUCAUCCCUAUAGCGAAUCCUAAUUACCGGAAGGCGGCUCAGUAUGCAAGCGAAUUGGACGACUUAAACGCGACACCGGCGCCGCCGUCAUUACAAGGGGACACGGACGUAAAUUACAACAAUCCUGGCCCGAGCAUCGAGCCUGAGGCGGAGUGGAUACCGCCGGCGGGAGCAGGGGAUGGGCGGCGAGGCGCGUUCGUGUCGUACCGGCUGCCCGGCGAGGGCGCGCACGUGUACUUCCUGACCCCGCAGGCGUCGCAGGGCGCGCACGACAGGCGCAGGCCGCCCGGCUACGGACGGUGAAACCAAAGCUCUAGUCUGAACUCUAACGCCGCAACGGAGGCGACCAAUUGUGUAAAUACAAAGCGCAAAUGUGAUGUUUAAGUGUCCUAAGUAGUUUAAGGUCAGUAAAGACUAGCGGUGCACGCCGCAUUGCCAUAAUAUUUAAAACGAAGCGCGAGGUUUCAAUCGCGCGAAAUCGAUGUGUGAAAAUAUCGUACCGAUACGAAAUGGACGCUACUAACUUUUAUAACCUAUUUAUUAAAUUAUUUUGCUAAGUGACUGAGGUGCAAGUGUAGUGAUAAUUAAUUUAUUUAUGUAUGUCAGUAUUCUGUAUGAAAAAUUAGGCUCGAUGCGAUGUGAUAGAGACGGUGUCGAAAAUCGUCGUAGACUAUUAAUAAAUGUAAUUUUUUGUUAUUAUAAUUGUUAUGUAAAUGAAGAUAAUGAUAAGUUAUUGUGAUUUUGUAUCUGUAUUUUCUUACAAAAAGAAAAUAAAGUAUAAUAUUAAAAAUGUUUAAUUCAAAA